UCUUCUGUCAGGCUGCAGUGAACCAUUUCUUGCUGUAAACAGCCAAAAGGUACAAGGAAAUUCAAGUGGGGAAAAAGCUAAGAGAAAGAAAUCAUAACACAGUAGGGAGUGAGGAGUCGAGGACCAUUGCCAAGCUGUCGAUCUUGUUCUCAGGAGUACUGCAUUUCCUUUGUUUGACCAGUUUUACCUCCCACAUUCCUGUAAAGAACCCGUUCCAAUCUGUUACCAACAGCACCAGCCUUCUGAUGGUUUGCUCUGGUGUAGGAUUAAAUUGUAGACACCACCCUACCCAAGCCACUCCAAGAAAUCAGAUGCCUCUAACGGGGGACAAGCCACACGGUCUUUAAGCAACGACAGCACCAACAGACAGCCGCAAUGAAGCUUCUGGUCUCUUCCUGCCUGCUGCUGCUGCCAGUGGCCCUCAUAUCUGUGGUCUCCAGCAGCCCAAACCCACGGGUCGGCAGAAGCCAAGGGAACCAACGCCAGGUUUCUGGGAGGUGGCUCCGGGAAGGCGGCCAAGAAUGUGAAUGCAGAGCAGACUGGUUCCUGAGAGCCCCGAAGAGAAAAUCCACACCAGUGCUGGAGCCAGCAAGGAAGCCGUGUCCCUGUGAUCAUGUCAAGGGCAGUGAGAAAAAAAACAGACACCAAAAGCACCACAGGAAGCCAAACAGGCCAUCCAGAACCUGCCAGCAAUUUCUCAAACGAUGUCAACUAGCAAGUUUUGCUCUGCCCUUAUAGUUCUGAGACUCUACUCUCUCAGGUCAACACUCUGAGUGGAAAAGAGGUGAUCAACCAUAGAGCAUGUUCUUGUUCUUCCCACCCCCAUCCUCACCCAAAGCAACCCAGUACUCUCAGAAGGCACUGCCCAGCUUACUGGUUACUGAGCCCUCUACUGCCUUCUUCCCUCAUUAUUUUUUAUUUCAAUAUGGCUUAAAUAAUUUAAAAUGACAGGGCCGCCAUCCCUCUUUUUUUGUUUGGUUUUUUUCAAGACAAGGUUUCUCUGUGUGGCCCUGGCUAUCCUGGCACUUGCUCUGUAGGCCAGGCUGGCCUCGAACUCACAGAGAUCUGCCCGCCUCUGCUUCCCGAGUGCUGGGAUUAAAGGCAUGCACCACUACCCUGCUUUUUCCAUUCCUCUUUUUAUUCAGCUCCCAGACCUGUUUCCCAGAAUCUUGAUGUUGGUACUUGUAUUUCUUAAGUGAAAUAAGAUCCAUGUUCCUAUUAUAUGACUGUUUUUUCAAACCAAUGGACCACAAAGACCUUCUGAGAAACCAGAUCCAUUUGGCAGGCUUUCUGAAACUGGCCAAUCAAAAUUAUGUAAAUGCUGUAAAUGCUAACAGCAAAAUGUCCUGCAUUUGUUUACGCUUUGCUUGCUUGCAGAAAAGAACCUACAUAAGAUUCUCUCUGUUGCAGCUGAGUGCUGCUUACAUUCUCCUACCCCUAAGGAAGGGGCUGUAAGUUAGGCCCAGCCAUGAAUAUACAUUUUACCCUACGAUA
Molecule: messenger RNA, 1494 nt
Organism: Phodopus roborovskii (desert hamster)
Lineage: Eukaryota; Metazoa; Chordata; Mammalia; Rodentia; Cricetidae
Gene: Cxcl17
Product: C-X-C motif chemokine ligand 17
Exons: 4
Coding region: 376-738 (120 amino acids)
Biological process (GO): positive regulation of monocyte chemotaxis; positive regulation of vascular endothelial growth factor production; macrophage chemotaxis
Source: RefSeq, a predicted model, not a curated record